AUGGAAGGAUAAAAAAAUAAUCUCUAAAACAACUCAUCUUAAUUUCUCAUGUAGAAUAAUUAGAAUGAUUUAAGCUAUGAAUUGCAACAUAGUAACUUCUAAUAAGUUGGAAACGAUGCUGGAAUAUAAAUUGAAGGCACUCUCAAUAAUAUUAAGUGUGGUUUGUAAAAAAUCAACUCAGCUGACAAUAAUAUUAUUUUAGUAAUUGGUAACUCUGGAUCUGGUAAGACAAGUCUCUCUGCUGAUUUGUCAGGGCUAUAGCUAGUUGUUAACAAAACGAUAUUUCAAGAGAGCUAUUUAUAAUAUAAAGAAGAAGACUUCUAAAAAUAUGGUAAAAUAGGUAGUGAUCUAAUUUAGUCUGAAACUUUCAUUCCUAAUAAGUUUUUUAAUUAAAAAAAAUAAAUAACUAUUUGGGAUACACCUGGGUUUGAUGACAGCAGAGGUGAAGAAUUCUAGAUUCCAAUUUCUUUUUUCAUAAACAAGAUAGUAAAUUCAGCUAAAAGAAUUAAAUUUAUACUUGUAAUUGAUGGUAAUUAACUAAACAGAGGAUAUGGAAUCGAAAAAGGUAGAGACCUCAAAGAUUUACUAUUUUCUUUUUUCUCUAUGAUAAGAGAUUUUAGCUUGGACAUAUCUAAAUUCACUGCAAUUGUCAUCUCAAAAGCUAAUUUAAAAAAAGAGAGUGAUUUUUAUGUCAAAAAAUUAAAAAACUUUAUUGAAGUGUUUCUGAAUGAGGACCUUUGUAAAUUUACCUAAGAUUACCAAAUUCAAUUUAAGAAAUUCUUAUAAUAAAUUUCAAAUACCAUGGUUUUAUUAUUUCCAAAUAUACCUGACAAUGCAUAAGUUAAUUCUUUCUAUGAUAAAGGACCAGGGUUAAAAAUUUUAAAUGCAAUAGAAUCAGAUAUUGAUUUCUGUAAAAGUGAAUAAAUAUAACUACCUUUGAGAAUGAAGAAUAUUGAAAAAAUUAAUCAGUUAUUUGAAAUAUCUCAGCGUUAGAUGGAGAAAACAUUUACUAGUAUCUGUAAAAAAAUAUCAGAAGAAUUAAAAGAAUUAAACGAGCUUCAGCUAAAAUAAACAAAAUAAAUAAUACAACAUUUUUAAAGUCUAAAAGAUUAAUAAGAUGAAAGUUAUAUCAAAUAAAUUAAGGAAUAGUUUCAAAAUCUAAUUAUUGAAAUCCUCCUAGAAAACAAAUGUAUUUAAGAGAUGAAAGAUUUAACCAAUCUUUUUGAGUUGUUUUAUUUCUAUUUCACUGAUAUCUAUUGCGAUUUAAUAUCUAAAAUUGAAUCUAACAAUAUUUAAAGAAAAAGUUUUAUCUCAACCAGAUAAACAUGCAAUGGAGUUAAAAUUCUUUAAUAAAAUCUCGACCAGGUUUUAAAGCUUUAAUCUCUUAAGGAGAGUUAAAGACAAUCUAAAGAAAGACUGCAAAAAAACCAAAGUGCUAUUUAAAACUUAGAAAAUGUGUCUGAUGAUUUUAGCCAUAAACAACAAUAGCUUGAUUAUGAUAAUUAAAUAGCUAUUUAGGCUCAAUAGGAAAAAUAAUAACAACUUAUGGAAGAAGAGGAAUUAUAAUAAAAAGCUUCUCAAGAUUUGAGGAGCAACUAAUAAUGCCUUGAAUAGAUUAACUAAUAGCAAUAAUUUUUAAAUGAAAAAAUUGAAGAGCAAAAUAACUAAUUAGCAAAAUAAAAUGAACAAUUAGAGGAAAUGACUAAACAAUAUUAAGAAAAAAUACAAUAAAAUUAAUAAUUAGAACAAGAAAUUGAAUUUUUAAAACAAAAAAAUGAAAUGGAAAUAGAAUAUCAGAGGUAAAUUCAUAAAGCUAAAUAAGAAUCCUAGUUGAUACCAGCUAUUAUUGGGACUGUAGGACAGUUAUUGACAACAAUAAUUUCACCAUAAGGAAAAAAAUGA
Tetrahymena thermophila SB210 is the source of this 1902-nucleotide messenger RNA. Its product is annotated as 50S ribosome-binding GTPase. NCBI's taxonomy places the organism in Eukaryota, Ciliophora, Oligohymenophorea, Hymenostomatida, Tetrahymenidae. The transcript has a single exon. The record is from RefSeq and is a predicted model, not a curated record.